Molecule: messenger RNA, 819 nt
Organism: Cladophialophora carrionii CBS 160.54
Lineage: Eukaryota; Fungi; Ascomycota; Eurotiomycetes; Chaetothyriales; Herpotrichiellaceae
Exons: 2
Coding region: 1-819 (272 amino acids)
Molecular function (GO): hydrolase activity, acting on carbon-nitrogen (but not peptide) bonds, in linear amides
Source: RefSeq, a predicted model, not a curated record
AUGUCCCAUAAUCUCGCCCAAUGCCAGAAGCUAGUGCAGAAAGCCGUGGCUGCUGGUGCCAAGGCCCUCUUCCUCCCCGAAGCCUCUGACUACAUUGCUUCAUCUCCAGCAGAAUCGGUCGAACUAUGCCAAGAUGUGUCGAGGAGCCCCUUCGUGCGGGGCCUGCAGAAGGCUGCGCAAGAGAAUUCUUUACCGAUAAACGUUGGGAUCCACGAGCCCACCGAUCCCCCUUCAAAGCGAAUCCGAAACACCCUGAUAUGGAUCGACCACAAAGGCAACAUUGCCCACAGGUACCAGAAGCUCCACCUUUUCGACCUUGACCUUCGUCCGAGCGGCCCCAGGUUGAAGGAGAGUGAUUCGACCGAACCUGGCAAUGAGAUUGUGCCACCACACCCUACGGCCCUUGGUAGAGUCGGAAGUUUGAUAUGCUUCGAUCUGCGAUUCCCGGAACCAGCACUGCGUUUGCGCCGACUGGGCGCCGACGUCUUGCUCUAUCCUUCCGCUUUCACAGUCCCAACAGGAAAGCUCCAUUGGGAGAUUCUACUGAGAAGCCGGGCUAUUGAAACACAAUGCUGGGUCAUUGCUUCAGCACAGUGCGGCAAACACAACGGGAAGCGUGUGAGCUACGGAGAUACCAUCGUCAUCACACCGAAUGGACAGAUUGCAGGACGGUUGGAACAUGUCGAGAACGUCGAAGACGAGAAGGAGCAGACUCGGGAACCCGACAUUCUUACAGUUGACAUUGAUCCCGAGGCAGUCAAGCAAGUGAGACAUAGCAUCCCACUGCAGAGGAGGACUGAUGUGUAUCCUGAGGUAUAG